This is a messenger RNA of Eurytemora carolleeae, 532 nucleotides long. Its product is annotated as glutamic acid-rich protein. The coding region runs from base 48 to 458 and encodes 136 amino acids. NCBI's taxonomy places the organism in Eukaryota, Metazoa, Arthropoda, Copepoda, Calanoida, Temoridae. The transcript is spliced from 5 exons. The record is from RefSeq and is a predicted model, not a curated record.
AAAUGAAACACAUUUGGUGUUAAAAAAUUCAAGCUACAACUUUCAACAUGCCGUAUCAGACCAUUAUGCCCAAAAGGGGGGUCAAGGAGAAGGGAGGGAUGGAUCCAAAAACAACAGCUUUGACACAACUUGGAAUAUCUAUUGGGAGUAAGAACAUGAGAAGUAUACAAAGGUCGGACAUAGAUACUGCUUUUGUUACCAGUAUGCACGAGUCCGUUAUGCAGCAAGCUUGUGAUUUGAAAAAACAUGAAAAGAAGACCCGAAGACAAGACCAACAAACUCUACAUGAAGCUUAUCAACUUCUUAUCAAGCACUCGGAGAACUUUGCUGGAGAAAGUAUUGAAGAGGAGAAAAGGAAAGACCGACGCAAAGAAGAAGAAGAAGAAGAAGUGAAAGGGAAGAUUGAAGAGAAAGAUUAUGAGAAUUUUGAUGAAAAAGAUGAGGACUGGGCCAACUAAACUAAUAGUUGAAUUGAACUGUUUGAAAUUUAAUUAAAAACAUUAUAAUAAAGAUAAAAUUUUGUCUUAUUGAA